Messenger RNA from Bemisia tabaci, 3088 nucleotides. RefSeq names its product 2-hydroxyacyl-CoA lyase (gene Hacl). The record is from RefSeq and is a predicted model, not a curated record. Gene Ontology annotation, cellular component: peroxisome. Gene Ontology annotation, molecular function: catalytic activity; magnesium ion binding; thiamine pyrophosphate binding. Lineage: Eukaryota; Metazoa; Arthropoda; Insecta; Hemiptera; Aleyrodidae. Gene Ontology annotation, biological process: fatty acid alpha-oxidation.
ACCUACCAGGUGAAUGACCGUGAAUCCCUGAUAAGUGAUAACACUGCGAGACUUUAAUCAGUUGACGUACCACCGAAAAAUUCAAAUUUAUUUAAAUCUCAAUCGGCCUCUGAAUGUGCGAGUAUUUAAAGUCCUACUUUUUUAGGCGAGAAGUCCUUGUGAGGCUUGUUUUUUGUGAAAGGAGGAACAUAACCUGCACGUAUACAAACCAUCACAAAAAAUGCGUUUCAUAGCCCAGCACAUCCACAGUUUGAUCAAGGGUUCCGGAAAUUCCAAUCGUGCGCUUGUGAGGUUGAUUAGCAGUUCGGCGAUCAAUUAUAACAUGGAAUCAAGUGAAGCUUUAGUAGAAGGGAACGAAAUCAUCGCCCAGUCAUUGAAAGCACAGGGUGUGAAGUAUGUUUUUGGAAUCGUGGGAAUCCCAGUGGUUGAGUUGAGUUUAGCGCUGCAAGCUGCUGGCCUUCAUUAUAUUGGAAUGAGGAAUGAGCAAGCUGCGUGUUAUGCAGCGCAAGCUAUUGGAUAUUUGACCAAGAAUCCUGCUGCCUGUCUUGUUGUACCAGGUCCUGGCUUGCUUCAUGCAUUCGGAGGCAUGGCAAACGCACAGAUCAAUUGCUGGCCAAUGAUCGUGCUUGGUGGCUCUUGUCCUGGUGAUCAUGAAGGCAUCGGAGGUUUUCAAGAAUGCAGACAAGUAGAGCUAAGCCAGCCUUACUGUAAAUACAGUGCGAGGCCUCCUAGUGCUUCUCUCAUUCCACUUCAUGUGGAGAAAGCUGUCCGUUUAUGUAAAUAUGGUCGACCAGGUGUCUCAUACUUAGAUUUUCCUGCUAACAUCCUAUCUCAGCAAAUCCCCGAGAAUCGGGUCGUUUCCGUACCUCAGUGCCCAGAACCACCAGUAUCAUGGCCAGAUCCAGCAUCCAUUCAAGAAGCAGUGAAAGUGCUAAAACAGGCCUCUAAUCCGCUUGUUAUUAUUGGCAAAGGUGCUGCCUAUAGUCAUGCUGAAAAGGAAGUCAGAGCCCUUAUUUCCAGUUUCAAUUUACCAUUUUUAGCGACACCUAUGGGGAAAGGAGUGGUCUCUGAUAAUGAUCCUAACUGCGUUGCGUCAGCAAGAACGUUAGCAUUGCAAAAAGCAGAUACUAUUUUACUUCUUGGUGCUCGUUUGAACUGGAUUCUCCAUUUUGGAAAGCCGCCCAGAUUUGACGCUAAUGUGAAAGUCAUUCAGGUUGAUAUUUCUCCUGAAGAACUGCACAACAGUGUCACUGCAGCAGUGGGCAUUCAAGGAGACGUUAAAGUUUCUGUAGAUCUCCUCGUGAAGAGCUUGGAGUCCUCCAACUGGAAGUUUGAUAAAAGUUCCUCCUGGUGGAAUCAGCUGAAAGCAAAGUGUGCAAGUAACAAAAGCACCAUCGAGAAAAUGGCUGAAGACAAGACAGUACCUUUAAAUUACUACACUGUUUUCAAACACAUUCAGGAAAUCAUUCCAGAAGAUAGCAUUAUUGUCAGCGAGGGUGCAAAUACUAUGGAUAUUGGUCGCACAAUGCUUGCAAACACACUUCCUAGGCACCGACUUGAUGCAGGAACUUUUGGGACCAUGGGUGUUGGUCUUGGAUUCGCUAUUGCCUCUGCUCUGUGGUGUAAGGAAUACGCCCCUCAAAAAAAAGUUAUUUGUGUAGAAGGUGAUGCAGCAUUUGGCUUUUCAGGAAUGGAAGUAGAAACCAUGUUCCGUUACAACCUUCCAGUGGUCAUCAUCAUAGUAAAUAAUAACGGUAUAUAUUCAGGAUUUGACUCAGAUGUGUGGUCUGACAUUCAGGGAGAUCGAGAGGACCUUGCUCUAAAGAAUCCUCCACAUGCUUUGACUGCCAGUGCCCAUUAUGAAAGGUUGGUGGAUGUAUUUGGGGGCAAAGGAUUUUAUUGUGUCACCAUUCCUGAAUUGCAAGCAGCUCUAAAGGAAGCUCUGACGAUCACAAAUGGCCCAUCGAUAAUAAAUGUCAUGAUAAAUCCGUCAGCUGGAAGAAAACCACAAACUUUUGGUUGGUUAACGGAAUCGAAAUUGUAAACCUUAACUGGCCCCCAAUCAUUCUAUUCAUGGUUUGGGAACACAAUCGGGAAAGUUGGAGCACUUACAUAUUUCAAGGUGGAAGUUUUAAAUUUACUCUUUUCCAUUAUUCAGUGUCAAAGAUUUCCUCCCUUCACCGCGAACUGAGAAACUGUUUUAUGCGAAUUUGUAAAAGAAGGUUGAAGGACAGAGGAAUAUAAAGACAUUGCCAAAGGGAAAACUUAAAAAACUACUAACAAUGGGGGUUCUAUCAAGUAAGGGUAUUGUGGGAUCUAAAUGGCCCCAAAAAAAUCUGAGCUCCAGCUACACUCCUCAGCAGCCUAAUUUUCUUGUUGAAUUCGGCAACAUAGGAACUUGGCCGUCAAGUAUAUUGUAUAAUUUUAUCCAAUUUAUAAGAUUUAAGCAACAAAACUCGAUUCUUUGAUAUACAUUGCUGAUUCAUUGCUAUCUUGCUUUAUAGCAUGGGUAUUAAAAAUGACAAAAGAAGUCUUUGCAUACUGCAUGUAAAGUGUGCUUACUAUCGUAAUCGUAAUGGUUUGUCAGAAAAUGUUAUUAUAUGAAAGACUGAUUGUGAGCAUAGCAUUAGUCCUCUUUAGCCUUGUACCACAUACUUAAUCAUCUUUGGUUGAAUUCGUGACAAUUUUAUUGUGAGCAAUCUAUUUUAACAGGCAAAAAUAAGUAGAAAGAGUUUUCUUGGUAAACUUUUGAUUUAUUCUCAGAUAUCUCGUAAUUUCUUAGAUCUCUUAGGAAUCGGCAAAUGUACCAAACCUGCCUUCUUGCAGAUUUUCAAUUUUCUACAUUCUUCAUUUUCUGUAUAAAAUAUUUGGACAAAUGAAUUUUUUCAAUUUUAAUAAUAGAAAAUAGUAGGAAUAAGAAAAUACAAAACAAUUGCCAUUUAAGCUUAGGGAACAACUAUCUGUAGUUCAUUUAUUACUGUGAUUUUUAUCAAGAUUAACACAAGAAUAAAUACAGUGUAAGCAAGUUUUUGUGAUACUAGCACCAGAGCAUUUAAUUACAGUAAGACCUCGAAUUAUCGGAUCGCGA